CUCAACACAAAGAUCAUCAAGAUUGGAUAUCAACGACAUAUACUCGAUACAUUCAUUCCCCAUCUACUUCAAAGUAAUAAGAAUAUAGACAUGAAGAUACGUCUACUCUCCAACACCGUCCUGGAAACACGUGGCAAUGCCUUGGACAAGUUGUUGGACUCAUUGAUACAGCAUCUUCCAGAAUUUAACAAGAGUUAUAACAUUGAUGUACAGAACCAUCUUCUCCAUCUACUAUACUCCCUUCAUGAUCAGGACAGCGACCAAGAUCAUCCAAUUAUCAAGACCUGUCUAAUCAACCUUCUAAAGUCAUGGUCAGAUACCUACUUCACCAGGCACUGCACAGUGGAGCAUCACAUGAGCGUCACAAGGUCAUUGGUAUACUUUACACAAAGGAUUAAUGAUAAGUUGAUGGACAAGUAUCAGUGCAAGGGACUAUUUCUCAAGGGUAUUGAUGUGCAUAUUCAAUCGACUACACGACAUAUCAAUGUACAUGGCAUGAUACUGGCAGAGAUAUUCUCCACGUUUCUCCAACCAGACAAUCCACUCAAGUUUGAUCAUCUGACCAUCGAGGACAAACAGUGUCUACAUCUGGAUUUCACACCAACUUAUCGUCCAUCAUCAUCGGGUGAUCAGAAGGAUGACGAAGGCGUCCAAACAUUCAUCAAAGGUACAGACGAUACUGCUGCAGUAGCACCAAAGAUGGACCGAAAGAAGGAGAUUGAACAGAGACUGGAGAAGGAGUUUAGCAAGUAUGAUGAUCCAGAUAUGUUGGUCGUUAGAGAUGACAAUGAUGAUGAUGAUGUGGAUGAUGACGAUGUACAGCCUGAUGAGGACAUUGACGACGAUGACCUCAAACCAUAUAACCUGGAUGAUGACGAGUCUGAUCUGAAGGGCGUUCGUAAGAAGUUGUAUCUAAGAGACUGCAUAGUCGAGUUCCAAUCCAACAAACAUACAGCUGACUCAUGGGAGAGUGCACUCAUAUCGAUCGCAUCAAUCGUUUGGUCAAGGCCUGAUGACUUGGACGAGCUAAGUGUGUCAAUGACCAGAUCAUUACUACAUUUGACGAAUGAAUAUGAGAUUGAUAACUUUGAACCAAUUAGACAUGAAGCAUUGGUGGCACUGGCAGUCAACUCUACAGUGUUGGUGAUCAACUACCUCACUGAUGCAUUCUUUCAAAUGACCUUUAGUUUGGGACAACGACUUGAGAUAUUGUCCGUGUUGGUUGAAACUGCAAUGGAGUUGUCAGGCUAUAAAGAGGAGAAGGCCAAGCAGCUUAAAGAACAACAGCAAUCAACAAUCAAGUCGAUGGCCAAACACAAUCCAUUGAUUAUUGAUACCAACACUGCAUCAAACUCAAUCAAGGAUCACAACGAGAAUGUACCGAUCCAGUUUGUUGGUGUUACACGAAGAUGGGGAGUUUCAACGAGGCCCAAGGCCGACAUCAAGUCCAACAAGUACCAUCAACUAGCUCCAUCAUUCUUCUAUCCAUUCAUGACCAACUUUAACAAGGUUACACAAAGUCACAUCACUAGUUAUGCCAAUGUUAACAUGAUUGGAUAUGAUUGUUUCCUGUUAUCAAGACUGGUGUAUACGUUGGGAGUGAUUGUUGAAUGUGCUGGUAAUUCAACUCAUACAAGAGGAAUGGCUCGUGAACUUGUCAGUUUUGUCUGGCCAAUCAGAUUCCAUUCUGAUGUGAGUGUACGCCGUUCAACAUUAUUCACAUUAUCACGUGUAUUCUAUACAUUGCCUGACGACCAGAUCAAAAGCGACUACCAAGACGAACAAGAAGAGCUACAACAAUGGCUCUUUGGAAUAUCAAACGAGGACUCUGACAAGGAUUGUCGAAUAAUGUCGCUGGGAGUACUUUCCAAACUGAUGGAACAACAA
Molecule: messenger RNA, 1887 nt
Organism: Acytostelium subglobosum LB1
Lineage: Eukaryota; Evosea; Eumycetozoa; Acytosteliales; Acytosteliaceae
Exons: 5
Biological process (GO): protein stabilization; telomere maintenance via telomerase
Cellular component (GO): cytosol
Molecular function (GO): Hsp90 protein binding; telomeric repeat DNA binding
Source: RefSeq, a predicted model, not a curated record